UCCUCGGGGCUCCGUGGCAGCGCUGGGUGGGAUUCCCUCCUCCCAAACCAAAAGGGUUCGGGAUACCCGGGCUGCGGGGAGCGGCCGGAGCGGCGCCCGCCCCGGCCGGGAGCGGCUGCCGGGGCUCAGCUGCGGCUCAGCCAUGGGCAGCGGCAGCAGCCGGCGCCGGGGAGCGGCGGGGGCCGCGGCGGGGCCGGGGAACCGCGACCCGCUGGGAAUGGUGCUGCCCGAGGGCGAGGAGGCGGCGGCGCUGCCCGGACCCGGCUGCGGAGCCCCGGCUGCCGGCAGCAUCCUCCCCCCAGCCCGGGACAUCGGCGGGUCCCUGCCCCCGCGGGCGGCUUUGUCACCCAGAAGCCCACCAGGCCCAGAGAACAACACCGCUGACCAUCAGUGCCCACAAAGGAACAGCAAGAAGCCAGCAGGGAUGUCCACAAUAUCAUAUGAUUACUCGGAGGAGGAGCUCAUGGCAAGCAUCGAGCGGGAAUACUGCCGCUGAACCCAACCCCCACACCACGAGAACUUUAAGCACAUUCCUGGAGGCCCAGAUGGAGCAAAACUGCUGCUGACAAAAUAACUGCUCACACAGCAUGGGAGAGGUGGGUUGCAGAGGGAGGUGAAGUGUGAGAGGCAACACUGUGGGAGGCACAGAGGAGAAAGCCCUCCUGACCAGCACUGAGUGAAUGUCAAGAUCCUCACCAACAGAUCAGCACAAAAGAGACCAAUUCAUCUUGCAUAUCAAUAUUUUAAAGCUCAUUUCUAAAUGGUAUUUACAAAUGAACAUGUACUAGAAUUGUAGUGUCAUACUAGAAGCAUUGUGUUAAAGAAUAUUAUUCAUUUUAGCCUGAAAUAUAAUCAACUCAACAUUUAAAGUUAGCUGCCAUAUAUGCAUAUAUAUGCAUAUAUAUAUGAUUAAUGCCAUAUGGCAUUAGGCAAUAAAAAUAAAGAUGAACUAUACAUGAAGACACUUGAAACUGCAAAGCAGCAUGGCACAGCAGAACUCACUUGAUCAGUAUUAGUAGCUGAAUUAGUGAAGCCUCAGGCCACAAGCUCUGAACUUUCACCUGGAUACAUUGAACUGACAUUGAACUUUUACUGAAUUAGACAGGUGAAGGUCUCAGAGCUGGUUCAAGCCAAAAGGGAGCUACAACCAGCAGCAAACCUUGAAGAAGAGACCAUCUGCCCGGAGACAAGGAAAGAACCCAGUGAAGAACAGUGUGGUCCUGGCCACUAAAACACCAUUGGACCUUCACAGGGACAGCAUCUGAAGAGCACAUGAAGGUUGGGAACUUAGAUUGUAAGAGUAUAAUUGCCCAGGGAUUUCUUUGUUCCUCUCUGAAGACACCCAGCUUGAGCUGUAAACUGAUGCUGUACCACCAAUAAAUUAGCCAGAAGUGUUUUGUGUCAAAGACUCUGCCUUGGGAAACCUAGGAUGGAGGAAACAAAACUCUUUAACUGUUGAGACAUGGUGCUAUGAAGGAAGAUCUUAGUUUUGUUUCAGUAGGGGCAAAAAAUGCUGUAAAACAAUUUGAUUCAGAUCUCGCUUAAAGGGGUGUUGCGUGAAAUUCAUACUCCUGCCACUUAAAACAGGCCAAAUUCACUCCCUGCGCUGUGCAAGCCUCUGGACCAGGUCUGAAUUCGGCACUGUCUCUUUAUGGUCCUCUCACCAGCAUGGGAUGUAAGACAAAAAAGGGAAUGAGCCUACCAUCCGGUGUGCACGCAGAGUCAUCCCAGAGCUGAAAACCCACCAAGGUUUAGCAAAGGAGGCUCCUGGGAGCCACCAGGAAACAUAGGGUUUGUACAAUCCCUUCAGGCAAGAUUCCAGCAUUGGUGUGGUACCUGGAGCUCCUUGGCAUGGAUCCUUCAUGGAUCCUGGUGCUGACUCACUGUGGCCAGCAAUCACCCAUCUCAAGAGAGACUUGUAUGCUAUUGCAGAGCAGCAGUUUGCAAUCAGUUUUCAGAAUUAUGAGUCCUGGCCUUCCUGUUUAUUUCUUGUAAGAAACCUAGAAGAAAAAUCACUACACGUGACAGUGGGCUCAGUCGGAAGCAAAACAGAAAGUCAGCUCGCUGAAGAAAAUUGUAUAUUUUCACUGCUCCCUGACAGAGAAGCGUGUUAUUUUAGUAUUUCUGUCUUUAUUUUGCCUGCAUCUUAGAGUAUUAUGAAUAGCUGCUUAUUAUCAGAAGUAGAAGAAUACCUAACUUCUGUCUUCAGCUGAAGCAUAAAAGACAUGAGACAAAUCACAUACACUGUGUAAAUGCAAGAAGACACAGCAGGACACAUCUUAAGAUGCUGCAUUAUAACUCCUUUGUAAUUCCUGGUAUCUGUGAAACAGAAAUAAAAGCAUCUGUACUAUAUGUAACCCUCAGUAAAGGCAUUGAAUGCUGUUC
This is a messenger RNA of Cuculus canorus (common cuckoo), 2385 nucleotides long. It is a transcript of the gene CYS1, whose product is annotated as cystin 1. The transcript is spliced from 3 exons. Lineage: Eukaryota; Metazoa; Chordata; Aves; Cuculiformes; Cuculidae. The record is from RefSeq and is a predicted model, not a curated record. The coding region runs from base 143 to 496 and encodes 117 amino acids.